Messenger RNA from Pieris macdunnoughi, 1077 nucleotides. The record is from the annotation of a GenBank genome assembly. NCBI's taxonomy places the organism in Eukaryota, Metazoa, Arthropoda, Insecta, Lepidoptera, Pieridae.
AUGAGUGGAAUAUUAAGAGGUGAAAAUCCCUCACAACCUAUAGCGCAACAGACACGAUUGGGAUGGAUCUUAUGUGGGAAACUAAAGUCAUAUCAAUGCAACGUCAUACUAAAUAGCACUGAAGACUUACAGAGAUUUUGGGAAAUAGAAGACAUUGAAGAGUCUCCAUCAGUAGUGUCCUCGGAAGACCAAUAUUGUCUUGAGUUGUAUAAAAACACAACACUGCGCCAAGCAAAUGGAAGGUACAAGGUACGACUUCCAUUAAAAGAUAACUUUGAACAAAGUUUAGGUCUGUCAAAACCAACGGCUGUAGCACAAUUUCAUAGCCUGGAACGGAAGUUAGCGAAGCAACCCAAAACCGCGAGGCAAUAUACAGACUUUAUAAAUAAGUAUAAAGACUUAAGGCACAUGUCUCUUGUCGAAAAAAAGGGCUCGGAAAUUGGGUAUUAUUUACCCCAUCAUUGUGUAACCCGGGAACACUCGGAAACCACAAAACUACGUGUUGUGUUCAACGGGUCAGCAAAGACAUCAACGGGAAUUAGUUUAAACGAUGUAAUGUAUACAGGCCCCAACCUACAACAAGACUUGCAAUCCCUUAUAUUAAAAUGGAGAAGUUUUCGAUAUGUAUACACCGCAGAUGUGGAGAAAAUGUUCAGAAAUAUUGACAUCUUUGAGUGUGAUCAGAAAAUGCAAAAAAUUAUUUGGCGGGACACACAAACUCAACCGUUACAGGAAUACGAACUGACAACUGUAACGUAUGGCACAAAGGCGGCGCCCUUUUUAGCCAUGAUGACGCUAAAACAACUAGCUAUGGAUGAGAGACGUCGGUUUCCACGGGCAGCGGAAAUUACAGAACAAGCAUUCUAUACAGAUGACUUAAUUUAUGGGGCUCAUUCUAUAGAAGAAGGAUGCAGCAUGGUAACAGAGUUACAGGAUUUGUUGCAGGCAGGGGGCUUUAUGUUAAGAAAAUGGGCUUCCAACGAUCCAAGAAUAUUGAAAAGGCUUUCGGAAAAAAUUAACAGGGAUCAGAAUCAACAAAUAUUUACGUUUAAGGGGAUCUUAUUUCAAAAACAUUAG